UAUCUAUCUCAUUCCCGCAUUCUGAUUGCCGGCGUAAACAGCUGAUUAGAGCACAAAACAAAUGCAAAGAGAACUCUAUAAGGAAGUGAAAAACGUGCGGAAAUUAUGUCGAAACCAAUUACGUUUGUAACGGGCAACGCCAAGAAGCUGGAGGAGCUGCUGGCCAUACUUGGGCCCUGCUUUCCGCGCACUAUAGUCUCUAAGAAGAUCGACUUACCCGAGCUGCAGGGCGAGAUUGAAGAGAUAGCGAAAAAGAAGUGCAGAGAAGCGGCGCGUCAGGUUAACGGUCCCGUGCUGGUCGAGGAUACGUGUCUGUGCUUUAAUGCGUUGGAAGGUCUGCCUGGUCCUUAUAUCAAAUGGUUUCUGGAGAAACUGCAGCCCGAGGGCUUGCAUCGUCUGCUCACAGGCUGGGAGGAUAAAGGUGCAAAGGCCAUUUGCACAUUUGGUUACUGCGAGAGCAGCGAAGCCGAGCCAAUGCUCUUCCAGGGCAUAACCAAGGGAACUAUUGUAGAGCCACGUGGAUCACGCGAAUUUGGCUGGGAUCCCGUGUUCCAGCCUGAUGGCUAUGACCAAACAUAUGCAGAGCUGCCCAAGGCCGAGAAGAACAAAAUCUCACAUCGUUAUAGAGCGCUGGCAGCGCUGCAGAAGCACUUUGAGCUGGAUUAACAUUAAUUUGUAUUUUGUUUUUAUAAAUUUACUAAGCAUAAGGUGAAUAUUAAACUCUUGUUCUAAAGCGUCGAGCACUUAAAGUGAAA
Molecule: messenger RNA, 755 nt
Organism: Drosophila busckii
Lineage: Eukaryota; Metazoa; Arthropoda; Insecta; Diptera; Drosophilidae
Product: inosine triphosphate pyrophosphatase
Exons: 3
Coding region: 106-666 (186 amino acids)
Biological process (GO): nucleoside triphosphate catabolic process
Cellular component (GO): cytoplasm
Molecular function (GO): nucleoside triphosphate diphosphatase activity
Source: RefSeq, a predicted model, not a curated record